GUCUUCAUUCACUCGAUCACAAAAAAAAAAAGAAAAAAAAAAAACCUCUCUUUUAUUCUGCAUCUUAAAAUACAAGAAAAAUGAGAACUGGUGGAACCGUUACUCACACAUCUUUAUCAACAUCAUCAGCAGCAGCACCAAUCCAUUCUCCUUCGCAUUCACCAAUACCAUAUCUAUUUGGAGGAUUAGCAGCUAUGUUAUGUUUAAUAGCUUUGUCUCUGUUAAUACUUGCUUGUUCUCAUAAGAAAUUAUCUAGCUCCGUAGAUAAUGAUCGGGAAAGAUCAAGAGAUGAUGGUGAUGAAAAAUCAUCAGAAGAAGAAACCAUUAGAAUACCUGUCGUUUAUGGAGACCAAAUUGUUGUGAUUAUGGCUGGUGAUGUUAAGCCUAGUUAUUUGGCUACACCUAUUUAUCUUAACACUUCUUCUUUUGAACAUUCCAAAAUUGCAGAAAAGGAAGAUGAGAGUAAAUCUUCAGAUGAAAAGCCUAAAGAACAAGAAGAAGAAGAAAACCCACAUCAUGAUCAAAGCCAGUGAUCUUGUUUUUAGUCUUUUCUUUUCAAUUUUGUUAGUUUGCUUGCGGCAAUGUAUAAAAAUAUCUGAGAUGAA
Molecule: messenger RNA, 605 nt
Organism: Papaver somniferum (opium poppy)
Lineage: Eukaryota; Viridiplantae; Streptophyta; Magnoliopsida; Ranunculales; Papaveraceae
Product: protein GLUTAMINE DUMPER 2-like
Exons: 1
Coding region: 81-533 (150 amino acids)
Biological process (GO): regulation of amino acid export
Source: RefSeq, a predicted model, not a curated record